CAGCAGCACUCUGAAAGUUUGGGACACGCGGGGCGUCUCUGCUGCUGGGCUGUCCGCCGCCACGGUCAACUUCUCCCCUCUUUUUAAUUUUUACAAAACCUCCCAGUCAGUCAGUAUUCGUCAAAAUGACCGUGACUCAAGACCAUCCACUGACCUACGCCAAAAUGAGAGGACUUGUGUCUUUUUUCUCAGCUCUGCUCAAGGGAAAGAGAGUUGGUUUCAGUGACUUCUUAAACAAACAUGUUUCCAGUCAGCAAUUCUGCCAACACCUCGACACCCAGAAAAUCCUGCGGCGGCAGAGCAGGGUGAGAAGAGGGAAGCAGGAGAGGGGCACAGUGAGCUCAGCGACUGGAGAAACCUCACAGAUGAAACCAUCAGACUUUGACUACCUCAAACUUAUUGGCAAAGGAAGUUUUGGAAAGGUGUUGCUCGCAAGACACCGAAAAGAUGGAGGCUAUUACGCUGUGAAAGUUUUGCAGAAACAGAUGAUUAUCAAGAGGAAAGAGCAGAGGCAUGUGAUGGUCGAGAGGAGUGUGCUGCUGAAGGGACUACAACAUCCAUUCCUGGUUGGGCUCCACUUCUCUUUCCAGACACUAAACACACUCUACUUUGUCCUGGACUAUGUUAAUGGAGGGGAGCUCUUCUACCACCUUCAGAGGGAGGGGUCAUUUCCUGAACCCAGGGCAGCUUUUUACGCUGCAGAAAUGGCCACGGCGUUGGGCUACCUCCACUCUCUUGACAUCGUUUACAGGGACCUCAAACCAGAGAACAUCCUGCUGGACCGUGAGGGUCAUGCGAUGCUGACAGACUUUGGGCUUUGUAAAGAAGGAGUGGCCUUAGGUGGGAUUACGCAUACAUUCUGUGGGACUCCUGAGUACCUUGCUCCAGAGGUGCUACAAGGCCAGCCGUACAGUCCAGCAGUGGACUGGUGGAGCCUCGGCACUGUGCUGUUUGAGAUGCUCUAUGGACUGCCUCCAUUUUACAGCUGCAACAAGGCAGAGAUGUUUGAGAACAUACUUCACGCUCCACUACAGAUGCGUCAUGGAGGCUCUCCCGCUGCCCGCUCACUGUUGAGGGGAUUGCUGGAAAGAGACGUUACCAAACGCUUUGGUGGGAGUCAUGACCUUGUGGAGCUGCAGGAACAUGCAUUCUUUACAUCAAUCAACUGGGACGACCUCCUGGCCAGGAAAGUCACACCCCCAUUCAUCCCAAAAGUGACUGGUCCCUGUGAUGUCAGCUACAUCGACCCUGAGUUCACGCUACAACCUGUCCCUGCUUCUGUGAAUGAGCGGUGCCAGCCAUGCGGGACCAACGAGGCUUUCCCAGGAUUCUCCUACAUGAACCCAGUGGAAUACGUUGAAGCACAGCCGGUUUCAUGACAACGCCAAAUCCUCUGAGAGCAUGUUUGUUAAAAUAUUUAUUUUUUAUGUCAUAAAUUAUUAAAUCAAAGUCUAUUUUUAAA
Molecule: messenger RNA, 1462 nt
Organism: Centropristis striata (black sea bass)
Lineage: Eukaryota; Metazoa; Chordata; Actinopteri; Perciformes; Serranidae
Gene: sgk2b
Product: serum/glucocorticoid regulated kinase 2b
Exons: 12
Coding region: 126-1379 (417 amino acids)
Biological process (GO): protein phosphorylation
Molecular function (GO): ATP binding; protein serine/threonine kinase activity
Source: RefSeq, a predicted model, not a curated record